This is a messenger RNA of Sclerotinia sclerotiorum 1980 UF-70, 987 nucleotides long. RefSeq lists its product with no specific name. The transcript has 3 exons. Lineage: Eukaryota; Fungi; Ascomycota; Leotiomycetes; Helotiales; Sclerotiniaceae. The record is from RefSeq and is a predicted model, not a curated record. Gene Ontology annotation, biological process: lipid metabolic process. Bases 1 to 987 code for a protein of 328 amino acids.
AUGUCUCCGGCAUUCGAAAGGUUGGGUCACGAGACGAUUAGAGCUACCGCGUUUCUUCUGAUACCUACCGAACUCCUCUACUUUUCUAUCUAUUUUUUACUCAAGAGACAAUAUGGAACGUAUAAGAAAUUAUCAGCGUUAGCACUAGUCACGUUUUGCUUAAGUACUUGGAUGAAUCCUAUUUCUUGUGGACCAGUAGCUGCUUUGAGGAAUUUCGCCAUUGGAACCGGAAUCUUCAAAAUCCUAGAUAUCUAUGCCCGACAUCUUUCACUCCCCCAACUCAAAAAUGACCCUCCAACCUACAAACAUGCACUUCUACUCCUAACAGAAAUGCGUUAUGAAUCUUUCACACCAAAUUUCAUCCCUGUUUCUCGAUCUCAGGGAUCUUUUAACGAAUCCCUUCAAUUCGCCAUCCAUAUUGCCAUUUUCUGUUCCUUGCAAAUGUUACCACAGGAUUGGGCGCUGGUAUUGGCUUUUGAGGUGGAGUUAAGUAUUUAUAUUACUUGGACAGCUAUUCAGCUAUUGGUGAAAUAUAGAAGUAGCCCGGCGCUUUUUGGAAAAUUGUAUGCAGUGGAAAGUUUGGGGGAUUUUUGGUCAAAAACAUGGCACAAUGCAUAUUCUGCGCCAUGUGCCUCUCUCGCUUAUAAGCCCCUCCGUCAAACUCUACCCAAAUUAGGUGUCCCAGUCCCGAUCGCCAGGUCAGCUGGGGUCCUCGCGGCAUUUCUCCUCAUGGCCAUUUUUCAUGUUUACUGCUUAGCGCCGAUGCUAACGGAAAAAGCACUUUUCCGAGUUGGAAUGUUUUUUGUUCUAAAUGGAUUUGCAACGGUAGGAGAGACGAUGGUUUGGGGAAGGAAAGAAAGUUGGAUUAAGACGAUUUUGGCGUGGAUAACGGAAAUGGGAUUGGCGGCUUGGACGGCAAGCGCGUUGGGGAUCCCGAGGGGAAUUAAUGGGAUUAGAUGGGCGGAACUUUGUGAGGUGAGGGUGUAG